Messenger RNA from Vicia faba (fava bean), 531 nucleotides. The record is from the annotation of a GenBank genome assembly. NCBI's taxonomy places the organism in Eukaryota, Viridiplantae, Streptophyta, Magnoliopsida, Fabales, Fabaceae.
AUGAUGGAUCCAGCAGGAGGUCAACCUGCUGCCAAUCCUGCAGCGGAGCAACCCUCUGACGGCGCAUCGACCUCGGGCUGGAGAAGUUUCGAAGAAGGUGUUUUGUUACAAUCUAUGCCAUCUUCAAACGAAUCCAGCGAAGCGAGCGUGAAUCAGCAGCCAGUGAUUCCCGAACUGGAGCCUCCGCUUCUCGAUGACAACAGCCGGCGGGAAGAGCUCGCUGCUCGAUUGAGGGCGAACUGGUGGGGCGUAGCUUAUAACGAGCGAAUCCUCGACUCCUUCGUCCAGAGUCAACUUUCAAUCGAAAGACACGUAGAGGCCGCACUUGUGGCGGACGGGUAUUCCCCUCAAGUUGUCUUUGAAAGAAGACAUACGAUUCGGGGAUUUCUUUUCUAUCCGGAGGGGCAUGCGCUGCAGGGGGGCACUUACGCGGGUUAUCUGAGCCAAAUUGCAAAUUUUGGUACAAGGCAAAGCGUUCCCUAUCAGCGAGUGAUCCGAUCCGUCCGGAACUCUCAUCUAUUUUUAGAUUAA